AUGCAAAGGACCGGUGCAAUUGAAAAGACGGUCGAUCGAGAGUUUGAUGAAGAAGAAAGAAGAAUUAAAAACUUACAACAAAAGUCCGAAAAGCUUCACAAAGAAGCAAAAGGAUAUCUGGAUUCUUUGCGUGCAAUGACCACAGCUCAGGUCCGAAUUGCCGAAACAAUUGAUAAUUUUUAUGAGGAUUCUGAUAAUGCACUUGUAGGAUCAAAAUAUAAACAAGCAGUCGAAAGAUUAGAUGAUGAUUGCCGUAAUUCUUUGGCAAUAUUAGAGCCACUUGGUCGUUUCUGUGCCUACUUUCCCGAUAUUAACGAAAGCAUUAAACGUCGUAAUAAGAAAUUAUUGGAUUAUGAUGCGAUGCGUUCAAAAGUUCGAAAGUUGGUUGAUAAACCAUCGGAUGAUCCGACUAAAUUACCAAGGGUGGAACAACAAUCAGAAACAUCUCGAGAAAUGUAUGAAUCACUCAACUCGAAACUCUUGGAGGAAUUGCCACAACUGAUUGAUUUGCGAGUUGAUUAUAUAGAUCCAACAUUUGAAGCAUUUGUAAAAAUUCAAAUGAAGUUUUGCCAGGAAAGUUAUGAACAAUUGGACGCGUUGCAACAAUAUUUUCCGGCGGAUAGACACGUUGACGUCGAACAACAAGAACACCCUAACAUUACAUGUUCUUCUCCUCCUUCAAUGCCAUUUUCGCCUUCAACAACUCCUAUCAUUGAAAUCUUUGAACCACAAUUACCACAAACACCAGGAAAUUCACUUCCUUCUGCCGGCUUUUUAUCUUCUUAUUCGCCCACAACUCCACCGUUUGAUGACCAAUCAAUAACAAAUAUUCCGCAGACUCGGAAUGACAUUUCCAAUAACAAACCUGAUACUAGUAACGAUAAUAUAGCCAUCUAUUUUGAAUCCAUACAGAAAGAAACUAUUGAUGAUGACGAUGAUUCUCACAUGUUGAAAAAUCUAUUGCAAUCACAUAUUGAUGAUAACAAUAAAAACGUUAAUAAUAUUAACGAUAAUGUCAACAUUCAACGCCAAGGUAAUUUAACAAACUCGUUUGAAGAAACCAAUCAACGAGGUUAUAGCCAGAACGACAAGAAUAUUCAAACAAAAGAAAUAAUUUCCAAUAAUCAAUUUAAUAAAGAAGGAAUUACGGAGAAUAAUAAUCAUCAUCGUCCUCAAUUUGAGAAUGUUACGACAACACAACAACAAUUCAAUCCUGAAGCAUUGGAAAACCUCAGCAAAUAUUCUCAAAUUGAUUCACCACCGACUGUUGGUUCAAAUUCUCCGCUUUCACCACGACCAGAAGAAAAUGCAGACGGGUAUGGAUCAUUGUUCGCUUUCGACACUACUAUUUCUAACAAUAAUGAUAAUAAUAGUGAUGGCUCAUUUAAUAUGAGUGAAAACAUUAAUAAUCUUUUCGCCGAAAAUAAUAAUCCACAAUCAUCGACUUACCACAUGUCAAAUGACUCUCUCUUUACUUAUAACUACGAAAACAACAGCACUGACAUGCCGACUACUCCUCAAGAAAAUCUUACAUCAUUAAAUCAAUCCAUUCAAUCGUCGUCAUCAUCUAUAUCCAUUUUGUCUGAUCAAAACAAAUCUUCUGAAAUACUUGAUUUUGCUUUUGCUAACGACAUCGAAAAUGGCAGAGAGAUUGACCAAAGGAUGGUCUUUCCUUGGGAAGAAAAUACUUCAACAGACUCUCCUUCCCAAUAUUCACCAAAUUCAAAUAUGACGCGACCGAUUGAAAAUAAUCAACGACAGCAUCAAGAGCACCAUCAUUCAAACAACAAUCCUUCUGAUAAUCGUCAGAAUCAUCAACAUAACAAAAAUCUUGGUGAUAAUAGCAAUUUCACUACUAAUUCUUUAUUAUCACCAAAUUUUUCUAAUUCAAACACCACAUCUUUCUCCCCGUUGCCGUCUUUUCUUGAACCAAAUCAAUCAUAUUUUACAUCCCGAUCCUCUGCCAUAAAUUCUGAUAAUUAUGAUAAUUACACGAUAAUGGGGCAAAAUCUUGGAAUUAAGGAAUCACAGAUACAACGACAACAUCAAGUUGCUUCAGGAAAUUCUAGCACCGGCAUCACCCCUUUCGAUUGGUCAUUAUCUAAUCCGUCGAAUUACGCAGAGUUUUGGCAGCAACAUCAACGUUCACAACAACAGCUAUCACAAUUGAUCCACUCUUCUCCUUCACUAUUUCAAUACUAUCGAUUGGGUAACAAUAACAGCAAUAACCGUAACAGCAGCUCACCACUUUCACAGCAGCAACAAAAUUUGUGUAAACGUUCGAUGCGAAAUGAUCUUGGAUUUCAAAAUGAACAUGAUGUUUCAUUAAAUCCAUCAGAUCCGCGAAAUUUGCUCUUUAAUGCCCAAAUGCAACAAGACAUGUUUCAAAUUGCAUCACCUUCAUCAGAACCUUUACGUAAACGCGCGAAACCACUAGAGAUGAAAAAUAGAGAGUUUCCUAAUAUUAGCUUCCAAGAGAAAUCAUCAAAAUCAACACCAUCUCCAAUAUCUUCACCCGUAUUGCCAUUUACUCCUUCUGCAGCAGCAGCAGCUGGAUACCCUCCUUCUUGCCUUGAGAAUCCCAAAAAUUUUUAUAACUAUCUUCAUCACCAGCAUCAUCAAAUUGAUUCUCAAGAAUAUUCGCAACAAAAUGUGGAGACGGAAGAAGAGGAAUCGACUGCUGAACUACCACCCGCUGAUCCCAAUGACACCCGACCAGAUUCUAAGCCUCGACGACAAAGAACUAGGUAUCCGGGUGAUUUGUAUACGCCUAAAUGGGUUCGACUCAUGGGUCAAUCAAAGGAGGGAUAUUGUGAUUUAUGUGAACCGGGUAAAUGGUUGCAAUUGAAAAAUAGUGCAUAUUGGUACCAUAAGCAAUUCUAUCAUGGAAUCUCUUCAGUAUCUGGAAAGUACUUUGUCCCUCCAAUUGAUACACGAACCGUUCAAGCGAAUUCAUCAAUAAUUUAUAGUUCCUCUUCGAUGAACUCCUUACCACCAACAGCUUCCUCCUCUUCAUCCACUCUGGGCAACACUGAAGGUCUUUGCCAUCAAUGUCAACAAUGGAUUCCAUUGACAAGCACAAAGAAAAAGACGGCAACAACUUCUGUUCUUUGGUUUCGUCAUGCACACAAAUGUCACGUUUACAUAAAGCCAAAGAACGCGCCCUCAAGGAAAAAGUAA
Ambispora gerdemannii is the source of this 3180-nucleotide messenger RNA. Lineage: Eukaryota; Fungi; Glomeromycota; Glomeromycetes; Archaeosporales; Ambisporaceae. The record is from the annotation of a GenBank genome assembly.